UAAGAUGUUUUCUUUUCAACUCAAUCAGUCGAGUUUUUUCUAUUCACAUUGUUGUGUGCUUACAUUUUUUGAUUGAAUAAUGUAUUUUCCAUACAUUCUCGCCUAUUUUAUUGCAGUUUUUGCAGUAAAAAGUGCCGUAUCAUUCAAUGUAGAAGUAAUUCCAUCGCCAAAAACCCUGGUUGGUACACGAGCUCAUUGGGAUGUAGCGCAGCAAAGUUUAUAUUAUUGUGAUGUUUAUGGCAAUGAAUCUUCAAUAUUGCGCUAUGACUACAAUGAGAACAAAGUCUAUACAGCUGGGAUUGAUGGAGAAUAUGUUGUUCCAUUUAUAAUUCCCGUUGCAAAUACCACUGAUAAAUAUGCUGUUGGCUUGGGAAAGAGAGUCGGAGUCAUAAAUUGGGAUGGUAAAUCAUCGAAGGCAACCCUCGACUCAAUUGCAUUCGAAGUUGAUAGUGAUAAGAGUGACAAUCGUUUUAAUGCAGCCAAAGCAGAUCCAUCGUGUAGAUUCUAUGGUGGCACCAUGCUUUCAGAGAAAGUUGCUGAUCCAUCCAAAAGUGCUGCUGGUAAAGUAUUUAAAUACGAAAAAGGUAAUGGUGUCAAUGAAGUGUUGGACAACAUUUACAUUUCAAAUGGCAUGGCAUGGGAUGAGAACAAAAAUAAAUUUUACUACAUCGAUUCGGGAAAAUUCGAUGUUAAGGAAUACGACUACGAUCCAAAUACUGGAAAUAUUUCCAACGAAAGAGUUGUUGUUGAUUAUAGCGUAAAUGGCAUAAAUCCUGGCUUUCUUCCUGAUGGUUUGACCAUUGAUACGGAUGGCAAUUUGUACGUCACAUUUUUCAGUGGUUCAAAAAUAUACAAAAUUGAUCCAAAGGAUGGCAAAGUUUUGUUGGAAAUUCCAUUUCCGGUUAAGCAAGUGACUGCAGUUGCAUUUGGUGGUCCAAAUUUGGAUGUGCUGUAUGUAACAACUGCCGCGAUAGAUAACACUGAAGCAGAAUCAGCUGGAUGUUUAUUUAAAGUGACUGGACUGGGUGUUAAAGGUUAUCCCGGUGUUAAAGUGUGCGUUUAAUUUGAUUCAUACAUGCAUAAAGUAUAUAAAACAUGUUUAUACAACUAAAAUAUUUAAAUCUGUACCUUGUUCUAUAAUCUUAUCAAUGUUGACAUGAGAACGGAAUAGGUAAAGGAACAGUAAAAGUAAUAAAAACAACUUUUUAUUAAAUA
This is a messenger RNA of Contarinia nasturtii (swede midge), 1215 nucleotides long. Its product is annotated as regucalcin-like. NCBI's taxonomy places the organism in Eukaryota, Metazoa, Arthropoda, Insecta, Diptera, Cecidomyiidae. The transcript has 5 exons. The record is from RefSeq and is a predicted model, not a curated record. Gene Ontology annotation, molecular function: calcium ion binding; gluconolactonase activity. Gene Ontology annotation, biological process: L-ascorbic acid biosynthetic process. The coding region runs from base 80 to 1063 and encodes 327 amino acids.